This is a messenger RNA of Phytophthora sojae, 705 nucleotides long. RefSeq lists its product as hypothetical. Lineage: Eukaryota; Oomycota; Peronosporomycetes; Peronosporales; Peronosporaceae. The record is from RefSeq and is a predicted model, not a curated record. The transcript has 4 exons. Gene Ontology annotation, molecular function: nucleic acid binding. The coding region runs from base 1 to 705 and encodes 234 amino acids.
AUGGACCAAACCGCGAUUUUUAUCGACAUGAACGUUAAAAUGACGAUUGAGUUUGUAGGGACUCCUACAGUCGACGUCGUUCAAGGCUGCGAGGUAAAUGGCUUUAGAGCCUCCGUUUUCCUGGCCGCAUCCGCCACGGGAGUGAAGCUGCCGCCACUCAUCGUCUUUGCUGGUAUCCCUGGUGGACCGGUCUCGCAUUCGGUAUGGAGCCCAUACUUUGGGUCACCGGGAUGCGAGCACACGGUGCAGCGUAAGGCGUAUUGCAGCGAGGACGUGAAGCAUGAGUGGAUUCAACGGAUUUGGAGGCCUAGUGUAGAUGGCUGCAAGCUUUUGCUCCUCGACAGCUUAAAAGUGCACAAGAUGCAAACGGUGAAGACUGUGCUUGAAGAGAAGUGCUGCACACCGGUGGAAUUUAUUCCACCUGGCAUCACCGGCAUCGCGCAACCUAUGGACGUGGCUGUAAUGAAGUCUUUCAAGGAUCACGUCCGGUAUGUCUAUGCUACGAACGAUCUCGCUAUCACAAACGACUUUCCAGAAACAUCUCAACAGAAGCGCGAGCUGCUCUCCCGCUUUGUCGCGGAUGCAUGGAACAAGGUGUUGGCAGCAAGUAUCCGAAACGGAUUUAUUAAGAGCGGCAUCGUCCCAAUUGGUCCGCGAGAUAGUGCGGACCGGUUUCGAGUUGGCGAAGUACAGACUAGAGCGUGA